CACACUGAUCCCCUUUCAUAACUAAACCCCUCUAGCCUCACCAACUUUGGACCUGGGAGUCAAUCAUGGAUCUGGACUGCGUCCCGCGUGCAUGGAGGUGGAGACUGGAAGAGACAGAGGAUGGACCAUCAGACGUCACCAUCACCUCCCCAUCUAUCCGGUCAGACCUCUCCUUCGCCUCACGGCUCACUUCGGGACUGACGGUGAUCGGGGAUGAGCGACGUGGAACCGUGCGCGCCGAAUCAUCUGUAAAACUGAGAGUGUUGGAUCGUUGGAUUCGCAAACUUGCGGAGGGGGGGAGCAUCCUUUUGCUUUGCAGUUUGCGCCUCUGCCUCGUUGGAUGUUGCGCCACGGCGCACACGCAACAGCAACCUCGGAUCUCCAUCGCGUUUUUAGCGGCGGGAGCCCCGAGCCGAGCGCGCGGCCCCGUCUCCUCCCCGACCGCCGCGCGUCUCCAGCAUGCCGCCGAUCAGAUGAUCCCCGUUGAUUCGUCACCGCGCCAUGUCCUUGUGUCGGACUGAGCUGGACCAUGAAGUUAUGGGACGGUCUGACCACUUGUUUGAUUCUGCUCAGCGCCGUGCACGCCGGCCGGUUGCUCCGGAGCCGACCGCGGUCCGCGUCCACCGAGAGUAACGGGCGCGCCCCCGAGAUCCCCCUGCAGCUCCCGCCGGUUCACAUCCGCCUUUCUGUCACUUCCCCGAGCAUCGGCGCGGGUUGGGGAGGGACGCUGGCGGGGGGAGACGCACACCCCACGGAGGAACCAACCCCAAGCGAGUUUGAGGACAUGGUGGACUUAAUCAAAGGGACCAUCAGCAGAAUGCGUCGCUCCCCCUUCUCCACCACCUCCUCGCCCUCUACAGAAGGAGUGAGCGGCAGCACUCGAAACAGAAGGCAGAGGAGGAAAGGGGCGACCCAGCGGAGGGGUGGAGGCCGUGGAGGGAGAGCCAGGGACGGGGGAGCUGCGAGGAAGGCCAGGGGAGGACAAGGCUGUGCGCUCAAACAGAUCCACCUCAACGUGACGGACCUGGGCCUGGGCUACCGCUCCAGCGAGGAGAUGAUAUUCAGGUACUGCUCGGGGCCCUGCAGGAAGUCGGAGACCAACUACGACAAAAUCCUUCACAACCUCGCUCACAACAAGAGGCUUCCCCCUAAAGACACGCCCCCCCAGGCCUGCUGUCGACCCACCGCGUAUGACGACGACCUCUCGUUUCUGGACGACAACCUGGUCUACCACACCGUGAGGAAGCACUCUGCGAGGAAGUGCGGCUGUGUGUAGGCAGCGUGAGCUUGUGUCGGGCUUUGUGUGGUUCUCACGUUUGAUCCCAACCUUUGGAUUGUAUGCUGUCGAGGGUUCGUUUCUCCUGACGUGUCUCGCUGUGAGGAAAACCUUCAGGCAGUAUGUGGGCACCUGUAGGACCCGCUAAAGGAAUCCUUAAGGGGAGCAGGUGUCUUUUUAUCCCAAAGCAAUAAACCUCAUCUUCCUCCAAUACAGCUACAGUUUCCUUAAUACAGUUUACAUCUCUACGUCGCUGAUGCGUACAGAGAUCUUUUUAAUGUUUCCAAGGAUACUCAACCCAAAUGCCUGAUAUUAUUCAGAAACAACGGAUGAUUCAGCAGAUUUAAGCUUUUACCUGUAUAGCACAUGCAGUAUGGUACGUGGGAAACACACACGUAUUAAAUGUAUUUAUGAGGUCUUGAAUUUAUUAACUUAUUGAUAUUUAUUUUUUGUUUUUAUAAAAGGGUAAACUGUUAUUUAUUACUGUAGUGUGAUAUCUCAGAGUGUGCCAAAGGUUUAUAAAUAGUAAAGCAGUAACAUAUUGGGUGGUUUACAUUGCAAAACUAAUGUAUAGGUGCCCUGUGGAGUUGUCUUGUAAACAGUCAAAGUUACGAGUGCAGCCAGUGUUUCUCAUCCAAAUACGUUGUGUAGCCUUGAUUUAUAACAAAAUAGUUUAAAAGGUUUUCCUCCUGAUAAAACAUUUUGCAAAUCAGAUUUGACAAAAAAAUAUCUUUAAAGUGGACGCUGUGGGAAUCGUCAUCACCUGCUUUAGCAAAUGAAGCACUGCUCAUUUGCACUACGAGUAGUCCAACACUCCACAGGACGCCUUUAACUUUCUUCUUCUGCCCAGGUAAGCUAUCCUCAGUGGGUUAGCCUUUACAACGUUGCAGUUAUUCUGUUAUAUUUGAAUGCAUUAUAUCCUGUUUUUGGUUUUAACUAUGAGGAGGGAAAAUACAUAAAAAAAUGUUGCCCUCCUGAUUAAAAGAAUAGUCGUUUAUUAGCUGCUUAUUUUGUGUCCUUCCCUUGGAUGAAUUGCUGUGUAAAUGAAAGAAGUGAAACAACUACAGCUUUAUUUUUAUACAGUAAUUACUAUUAAAUUGUCUAACUUAAUUAUUAAUAAACGUAUUGUACACAG
This is a messenger RNA of Gasterosteus aculeatus aculeatus (three-spined stickleback), 2411 nucleotides long. RefSeq names its product glial cell line-derived neurotrophic factor-like. NCBI's taxonomy places the organism in Eukaryota, Metazoa, Chordata, Actinopteri, Perciformes, Gasterosteidae. Gene Ontology annotation, molecular function: receptor tyrosine kinase binding; glial cell-derived neurotrophic factor receptor binding; growth factor activity. The record is from RefSeq and is a predicted model, not a curated record. Gene Ontology annotation, biological process: positive regulation of branching involved in ureteric bud morphogenesis; peripheral nervous system development; negative regulation of neuron apoptotic process.